AUGCGGCCCGCCCGGUGCGCCGCGCCCGAAGUGGCCGCCAGAGCGGACGCCGCCGACCGCGUCGGCCCCCCGCGGUGGCCCUGUCGGCGGCGCCGCUCCGCGCGGAGCCCGCCCUCGCAGCGUGGGGCCAGGCGCGGGAGGCUGGCGACACUGCUGGGCGCGGUUGCGGCUGCCGGCGCGCUGGCUGCUCCUGGGGCGGCCGUGCCCGGCAUCGCCGCGAGGUGUUUGGCUGCGCCGUGGCGCGGCACACUGCCGGUCUGGAGACCGAUAGGGGGUCGGUUGCGAGAUAGGUGGAAUGAGUGUCGAGGUGCUGGUGACGUCCCUCGGGUCAGGCGGCGCUUGUUCAACCUGUUCGGCGGCGCAGGCCGCUUCAACGUGGGCGACCAGGUGGAGAUCUACGGGCCGCCAGGCAGGACGAAGGCGAUUGACCACGAGCUCGCGGCCAGCGCUGGCCCUGCCGACGCUCGGAUCGGCAGGCUCGAGGCCGAGCUGAGCGCCACGUUCACGGCGCUUCCCAAGGACGCGGAGGGCGGCCUCGGCCACCAGGCCGUCCGCUACGCGCUCCACCGGCUGUUCGUGCAGCGGCACGGGUGGUACAUCAAGGGGCUCGAGCCCGGCACCAGCGCGGAGAGUUCCUCCGACUGGGUGCCGUCGUACCUCGAGGGGCGCUUGCGGAGGCACCUGGCCGGCAAGGGGGCCGCCUUGCGGGACCUAGCCCUCUUCGCGGCCGCAAUCGAGGACCUCGUCACCGUCGAGGCGGUCCAGAGGAUGCGCGCGGCCUAUGAGAUGCUUGAGCUCCCCACCCUCGGCAACCUCACGCAGGAGGACGCCCAGCAGCUGGUCGUGACGUUCUUCGUGGGCUUCCUGAGGGCUGGCAACUUCUCGGCCAGCACUCCCCAGGAGGCAAAGGCGAAGGUCGGCAUCUUCCAGACGAAGUACACUGGCUGGAGCCAGGCCCACGAGUGGCUGCUGAGCGUCGUCGGUGGCGUCACCGGCUCCCGGGAGCUGGAGGGCGGGCUGGAUCUCGCCGGCGCAGAGCGGCUGGCCGCGGAGGUCGGGGAGAGGUACCACGCCUUCAACGACGGGGAGUGCAGGGCGCUGAAGCGCGAGAUGGAGGAGCUCCAGGUGUACAAGGCUGGGCGGGUGCGCCUGCCGCACUUCUAUCGCAAGGCGCUGUACAGCCACUGGGAGUUCAAUGAGAAGACACGGUGGCGGACCUGCGGUCUCUCGGCGCGCUUGAUGAGGCCGAGGAGGGCAACGCCAUGGUGA
Molecule: messenger RNA, 1269 nt
Organism: Prorocentrum cordatum
Lineage: Eukaryota; Dinophyceae; Prorocentrales; Prorocentraceae
Source: the annotation of a GenBank genome assembly